GUCAUUGGUGCAGAAAAACUGUCAGAACCAAAGUGGACGGGGUUUCUAUGGUUCCCAGUUUAUGAAGCAGGCGGUGAUUUUUUUCUUUUCUUUUUUACUGCUAGAAACACAGUCGCCGGCUGCUUCAGUCCUCUAUUUACUGUUAUUUCAGAGGUGUCUCUCCUAAGCUGACUCGCCAUGGCUCCAAAGAAAAACGCUAAAGCUCACGUAAAACCCAAAGAUAAUACCAAAUCCCAGGCAUCCAAUAAAAAUGGAAAGAAGGCAGAUUCUGGCUCCAGCAGCAGCAGCUUCUUCACCUGGUUCAUUGUCCUUGCCCUGUUAGGUGUCUGGACAUCUGUAGCCAUGGUCUACUUUGACCUGGUAGACUAUCAGGGAGUCAUUGACAAGGCUAAAGGCUUGCAAAUUAACCUGUCUGAGGCCUUGCAAGGUAAACUGGUGGACUACGAUACUGAUGGUGAUGGCGAUUUUGACGUUGAGGACGCCAAAAUUCUGCUAGGACUGAAAGAGAAAGCAGCUGUGGUGGAAUCCCAUAAAGAAGAAGCUGCUGCCCCAGCAGAGACACACGAACCUGCAGCAGAAGCUAUUAUAGAGCCAGACCCCAUUCCUGUGGAGGAUGUGAUUGAAGCUGCUGCAGCACAGGACACGUCUGCACCAGAACCUGAGCAUGAGGUAGCAGCAGAGGCCAAGGAGGUUGCAUCUGAACCCGAGCCUGAGGCAGAACCCGAACAUGUGGAGAAUCUGGAGGUGCUUGAGGAGGAUCCAGAGGUGCUAGAGGAGGAACCUCCUAUUGUGGAGGAGGAGGCCCCUGUGGAAGAGACUGUUUUAGCUAAUGAAGAUGCAGAGGAGAUGAUGGCAGAUGAGCCUGCAGAGGAGCAGACUGUGGAGAAAACUGCUACAGAACAAGCUAUGGAAGAAGAGAAGGAGCCACUUGAUCGGGCUGUGGAGGAAGCUGAGGAGGAGGAGCCGGCUGCUCAGGAGGUGGCAGAGGAUGUAAAGGAGGAGAGUGCUCCUCUAGAAGAAGCUGUAGAAGUGAUAGCUGAAGAUGAGGAAGCUCUGUCAGACGAACCUGCUGAAGAAGUUGAGGCAGAAGACGAGCCCUCUCCUGCAGAUGAAGAAGCUGUUGAGGAUAUAUUAGAAGAGCUGAGCGCGCCCACGGAUCAGACAGUAGAGGAAGCAAAAGCUGCAGUGGAAGUAGAGCCCACGAAAGAGACUAAGGAGGAAGCAGAACCUACAGAAGAAGCAGAGAAGGAAGCAGAACCCACGGAAGAAGCAGAGGAGGAAGCAGAACCUACAGAAGAAGCAGAGGAGGAAGCAGAACCUACAGAAGAAGCAGAGGAGGAAGCAGAACCUACAGAAGAAGCAGAGGAGGAAGCAGAACCUACAGAAGAAGCAGAGGAGGAAGCAGAACCUACAGAAGAAGCAGAGGAGGAAGCAGAACCCACAGAAGAAGCAGAGGAGGAAGCAGAACCCACAGAACAAGCAGAGGAGGAAGCAGAACCCACAGAACAAGCAGGGGAGGAAGCAGAACCCACAGAACAAGGAGGGGAGGAAGCAGAACCCAUAGAAGAGGCAGAAGCUGCAGAGGAGGAAGCAGAACAGCUUCAGGAGGAAGCCACUGAAGAGGCAGAUCCUUCAGAAGAAAUAGUGGAAAAUGAUGCAGUAGCAGCAGACACAGAGGCUACUCCAGAGGAAGAAGUGGAGGAAGAAACUCCAGAGACAGAAGAAAUGCAGGAGGCAGAGGAGGCAGCACAAGAGGCAGACUUUGUGGAGACAGAGGAGCAAAGUCAUGAUGAGCCCAGAGAAACGUAGAGGCUGCUGCAGUUGUCAUGGUGAUGGAGCAGGGACCCACUGACGUUGCAUCAGCUCAGAAUGAUGAUGCAUCUCCAGAGAAACGAUUGAAUUGUUUUGACAACACUCACCACUCACCCCACCCUUUAUUUUUUCACACCUCUACUUUAAGUUUUGCCGUUUUUUUUUAGCGUCAGUGUGAGAUAUUGCUGAAGUUGUUUACUAAUAGGCUGCUUUUGUUUUGACUCUGUUUUUCUUCUUCCAGUUUUCUUCAGAAUAAUUUAGUUCUCUGUCUGUGGUCCAGUUUCUAGGCCACAUUGAGUCUGUGGGUUUUACCAAGUAAAUCAAGUCCCCAUCAUUGUAACUUUAACUUUAUUUUUAAGUCUCUUCUUAGCUUCCAGUCUUUUUGUUGCAGAGCUGAAUAAGUUAUUUUAAAUGUGGCAAAAUCAGACUUCAAAUGUAUAAUCAUAAUUGAGAACCUUUCCCUCCCUCUGUUGCAGUGUAAAUAUAGCCACCUCGAUGCACCUACUUCCUGCUUUUAAUGUUGGGGAUUCAAUGCAGAGCAGAGAUGGCGAUUCCUGUUGCCCUGCUCACCUCCUCACCCCUGCUACGUUAUUUACCACAAAGUAUGUGUUGAGUCCAGGAUGAGCCAUUUGCUAGCCUGUGUGAAUGCGUCUGUUCCCUAUGUGACCCAGGAUGAGUGCGUUCUAGCUCCUAGACAAAUCUUUUUUGCUAAUCAAUCUUUUGAGUGAGCUGCUGAUGUGAUGUAGUUUUUAGUCUAUCUUUUUUUAUUCUUAAACUACGUGUAUAUAUGUGUUUGAGUUUGUGUGUGGUCUGGACAUUCCUAGCUUUUAUUUUUGUUUAUCGUAUUUCUAGGUAUGAAUACUAAGACAAUUUAAAGAGACCAUCAAAUUAGUUUUACUGAAGUUUGAACUGUGAUGUCUGUUAAGACACUGAACAGGGCACAAGUGGCGUAAGGAUUCAUCACCAGCUGAACAGGAGUCGGAGCCAUUUUUUGUCCUGUGGGAUCUAGACAUUUUGUAUUGUGUGGUAUUACUGGCUCAUGGAGGGUUACACGGACCAGGUGCUGCAAUCCUGUGGAAGGUUGACUGUAACUGACAAAGAUCUGUUUGUCAUGACUAGUAAAGACUCUGUGUAAUCAGAAGAAUGCACACAUGUUUAGUAUCAUCAUUUCUCCUCCUUUUGUAUCUGUGUUGAAAGUGGCUGUUUAUUUCAAGAUACUGGCAUGAACAGUAUCUGGAACUGAUGAUGUGAGACAGUGGAUGAGGGGAAAGUCCCGUUUUACUGUUAUUGUCAGGUUUUAGGGAUGCAGCAUUUUCCAGUGGGGUGGGGAGCUGCAUGACACCUUAUGUUUUCUUCCUCUGUCUCUUCUGCUUCCUAACACUUUGUCAAUGUGAGUUUCCAGGUUUGUUUUUAUAGGGACAGUUUAAAAACUUGGAAAAAUAAAGACAAGCUGUAAUUUUCUAAAAAUGCUUUUCAAAGCCAUAAGCAGUUCCAGCCAGGUUUAUGGAGCUACACUACUACAAACUACAGCCAACCAUUACUAAUGUCUGUAGAGGUUUGUGAUAUGUGGACAACUCUUUAUUAGGUGAAGCGAGGACACGUUACCAGGGUGGGAUAAAUUACUUCAGCUGUUGGUAGCUUUGUCCCAAAGUGCUGCCUGUCAAUUAUAACCUGGAGUCUGCAGAGCUAAAACUGGGCUGUAGACGCUGACACCGAUUUAAAUUAUUGUGACUAUCAAUUGCUGAAAAAGGGGAUUAUAAAUGUGACUUUUCUGUAAAUGAACUGUUCUGGGAGCUGUAAUAAAAUGUUUGGAACAACA
Betta splendens (Siamese fighting fish) is the source of this 3631-nucleotide messenger RNA. RefSeq names its product aspartate beta-hydroxylase (gene asph). Gene Ontology annotation, cellular component: membrane; endoplasmic reticulum. The transcript has 12 exons. The record is from RefSeq and is a predicted model, not a curated record. Gene Ontology annotation, molecular function: peptidyl-aspartic acid 3-dioxygenase activity. Bases 178 to 1809 code for a protein of 543 amino acids. Lineage: Eukaryota; Metazoa; Chordata; Actinopteri; Anabantiformes; Osphronemidae. Gene Ontology annotation, biological process: peptidyl-aspartic acid hydroxylation.